Molecule: messenger RNA, 8438 nt
Organism: Mus musculus (house mouse)
Lineage: Eukaryota; Metazoa; Chordata; Mammalia; Rodentia; Muridae
Gene: Dzip1
Product: DAZ interacting protein 1
Exons: 19
Coding region: 4792-6774 (660 amino acids)
Biological process (GO): cilium assembly; spermatogenesis; heart development
Cellular component (GO): nuclear speck; centriolar satellite; nucleoplasm
Molecular function (GO): molecular adaptor activity; BBSome binding
Source: RefSeq, a predicted model, not a curated record
AUUGUGCAGGGCCAGUUCCCUUUAGGAACCCAUCCUUUCCAUUCCGCACAGAGAUUUUUUUCCCCCUCAAAGAAAACAGAUUAAGGCCAAAACGGUGACUUUAAUCAACAGCAAAAAUAUUUCAUUGCCUUCUGCAGCCACCAAGGAAUUAAUAAUUAAAUAUCUAAUAUUGUCUGCAGGACUUAUGGAGUUAUCCAAAUGUUGGCUGUUGAGCCUGUUUCCUCUUUACAAUAGAUGCUGUGAACAGUCCAGUUGUGUGCACAUGGCUAUUGAAGUUGGCCCCCAAAAGACCUGGACUAGGAUUUAAUAUGUGAGCCCCUCCCCACCUUGAAUUGAAGUGUUUUUCAAAUGACAGAAAAGUGCCAAAAUAGAGCCUUAAUGGAUCCUUCACCCAGCCCCUCUUACCUGCAUCGGCCCACUUCUGAGUCCCCUCUGUCCCUGUUUGGUUCCUGCAUAGGAACCAUGUCACAGUGAGUUAGACUGCUGAAGUUCUCAAUGUGUGCAGGUCCCCAGGACAAGAAUGCUAACAUUAGCACUGAAGCACUUUUUAUAUUCAAAUCAUAAUCUCCCUCUGUUAUGAAUUAGGCAUUGAGCCCAGGCUAAAUAUUGCAAUUUUGAAAUCAGUGUACAGGUUGAGAAAUGCUUAGGGUCAGAAAUGUUUUGAAAUUUGGAAUGUUUAAUAACAUUCAUCUUACAAGGUACCCAGGGGCUGGGACUCAGGUCCAAACAUUUGUGCUUAUACAUAUUUGCGUGUGUCUGCAUGAGCGUGUGUCUGCAUGAGCGUGUGCAGGGGCUUGAGGAGGCCAGAGAGGGUCAGCUCUCCUGGACCUGGAGUUAUGAGUGGUUUGUGAGCACCUCAGUCUGCUUGCUGAGACUCUAACCUGGGGCCUCUGCAAGAGCAGUGGAGGCUCCUCAGCCCAUGAGACCCAAACUAAGACCCAUCACUUGGAGUUGGGAGUGGAGUUUUAUACUUGUAGGGUGAUGUCUAUGCUUUGGCGCAUUUGGGGUUUAGAUGAGGAGGCUCAUCUACAUUGUGAGUAGCUGAAGGAAGGACAAACUUUGAUUAAAAAGAUAGUAAAGGACAGGUUGGCAGAAUUGGUCUUAUAAUACAUUUAGGAUAAGUGCUCUUUAAUUGUUCUUGGGAACGUGGGAGCUGACGCAGGUUUCAAGGUUGCAGAAGUGGGUGCAGGGCAGAGAAGUGCCUAAGACAAAUCCCAGGAACUCUGAAAGCAGUGUAUGGCGUCCUGGGGAGCAGCUGGGAAAUGAUGCUGGGAGGAAGGCCCAGGGUCUGGCCUUGGGUAGACACCAGGAGGCACUCGCUUCAAAGGAUACUCCUCAGUAGUGGCUUUACAAACGCUGCUUGAAAUUCACAUACCUAUAAAUAGUGCUGAGGUUGCUUUCUUUUGUACAGCGAAUAGAAUCGGUUCUUAAACAUUUAAAGGAAGUGCGUUGUUCUCUAGGUUGGGUCACAGUCUAGUGAAAUAUUAACACAUCUAGCAAAAUGUUAUCUCUCAUUCUUCCAGUCACCAUAGAAAUAAUUGUUAGCAAAGAUUUUCACAUGCGAACUAUGAGUGUGGCUGAAAGCUCUCUAACAAAUACGAAGUAAAAUUGACGCGUGAAUACGUAAAGGUAAGGACUUUAUCAAACCAGUGGCGCCUGUCAACCCUUAGCACAGGUGUCUCUCUGAAUGCCAGCGUUGACUCUGGUGGGGCAGGUGUGGGUUCAUGUGGGACAGACGACAUCACCCUUUCCUACUUAGGUGGACAGGUGUUCUGCUAUCUGUGAAAGGACACACCUUUCUUUUUUUUUUUUUAAUUAGGUAUUUUCUUCAUUUACAUUUCAAAUGCUAUCCCAAAAGUCCCUCAUACCCUCCCCCCACUCCCCUACCCACCCACUCCCACUUUUUGGCCCUGGCGUUACCCUAUACUGAGGCAGAUAAAGUUUGCAAGACCAAGGGGCCUCUCUUCCCAAUGAUGGCCGACUAGGCCAUCUUCUGCUACAUAUGCAGCUAGAGACAGGAGCUCCGGGGGUACUGGUUAGUUCACAUUGUUGUUCCACCUAUAGGGUUGCAGAUCCCUUCAGCUCCUUGGGUACUUUCUCUAGCUCCUACAUUGGGGGACCUGUGUUCCAUCCAGUAGCUGACUGUGAGCAUCCACUUCUGUGUUUGCCAGGUCCCGGCAUAGCCUCACUAGAGUCAGCUAUAUCAGGGUCCUGUCAGCAAAAUCUUGCUGGCAUAUGCAAUGGUGUCAGCGUUUGGAGGCUGAUUAUGGGAUGGACCCCCGGGUAUGGCAGUCUCUAGAUGGUCCAUCCUUUCGUCUCAGCUCCAAACUUUGUCUCUGUAACUCCUUCCAUGGGUGUUUUGUUCCCAAUUCUAAGAAGGGGCAAAGUGUCCACACUUCGGUCUUCGUUCUUCUUGAGUUGCAAUGACACGCCUCUCUUAGUUUCACAGUUAGACUGCAUAGGUCUGAAUGAGAUUCCAGGUCAAUGUUGCAGAAAUGUUUCAUUUCUAAGCACACUGUCCUCUCUGGAAACAGGGCAUUAGCAGCAGCAGCAGCCUGUCAGGAUGAGGAGUUCCCUGAGAUAAGACAGGUAGCAUGUGUGAGGGCCCCGUGGAGGCGUGGAUUCAGUUUUCCUUGUGACUUUCCGGUGCUGAGUUAUGGCUUCCUUUUGUCUCUUCUGAACCCUCACACCACUUUAAGAGUUCACUGAGUAGUGGAGGUGAAGAAGGCCAAGGCGGAGGUGGGGGUGCACGGGGUGAUUCGGGUGUUCAAAGACUACAUCUGUGAAUGGAGAACGCACAGCAAGUGUUGAGACUCCGGGUGAUACUUGGUCGCUAAAACAAUUUACGGAAGAUACUUGAGUUAGGUUAGUCAUUUGACGUUAGGAUACAGUCACAGGUUUUAAUUGAUUAAUUAAAAUUGAUUAAUCAACCUACUGCCAGAAAAAUAAUCCAACCCAGGGCUUUGUGGCACGUGUAGGUAGCCCUCUACUGGAACAUGGGCAAACUACACCACAGAAGAAAACUUGACUGUCCCUCUGCCAAUAACUAUACUGAGCUAGUGCAGGUCUCAGAAGCCUGUUCCUUCUCCAGGCUGGAGUGCUGACCAGUUUGAUCCUGUGCAGGUCUUAUGCUGGCGGCCAUGGUUCACGGAUGCAAUGGCCUCAUCAUGUCUAGGAGAGACUGUCUCUAAGGAAAGUUCCUGAUACCCGGUUUUUACGAUCUAUCUUUCUUUUCCAUGACACCUCCCCAGCUGUUGGUUACCCCAUGACAUUCAUGGCACUGUGGCACUAAUUGGCGUAUCUUUCCAGGGUGAUUGCUAUUACGGUUUUCAGGACUCACAGCUCGGUAAGAUUGUUGAUGCCUUUUCUCCCUCAGCAGCCUCCACGGCACCUUAAGGCACCGUGAAAACUAGCCAGCAGCAAAGAAACUUCCAGAUUAGUGCCAGCGUGAUUUACCCAAGUUCCGUACCCAACGUGUGGGCCUUACAAUCAUGCUCUAGUAGGUAACCAAGAGCACCUGCAAUAAACUGUAUUGUGUUGAGGGUUUCUGGGACCCCUAGCAACUCUGUAGGGUCUCCCCACACCUGCCCCUGGGUUUUUUGUUUGAUAAGGUAAGGCUUCUUGGAGGAGCACCAUCCCUCUGCAUAGGGUAAUUAGAUGAAUAUCAGUUGUAGGAUGGAUGAUAAGUCUGAGCUACAUAUACCUAAUGGAAUUUUAUUUAUCUGUAAGGAAAAAUGAAAUUGUGAACUUUGUAUGCAAACUGGUCAGUAUAACUUUACUAAUUACUAUUCUAGUUUAAUGUAUUUUUUAUAGUUUUACUAACCCAGACCCAGAAAAUAAACACAUUUUCUUUCUCAUAUGUCGAUCCUAGCUCUGAAUCUGUAGAUCAGGUUUAGCAUCGAGUACCUGUAGCAGCCAAGAGACUAGAACGAGGAACCCUUAGGAGAGGAGAAAGUGCAUCAGGGGGGAGGACAGACAGUAUGAUGUGGGGGUCAAGGGGGGGAGCUUAAGUGGGGAGGGGCAGGGAAGAGUACAACAGACACAAAGGAAGAGAGGUAACACUAAGGAUGUGUGGAAAAGUCACAUGGAAACCUACUCUGUUAUAAGCUUCUUGUUUGUUUGUUUGUUUUCGAGACAGAGUUUCUCUGUAUAGCCCUGGCUGUCCUAGAACUCACUUUGUAGACCAGGCUGGCCUCGAACUCAGAAAUCUGCCUGCCUCUGCCUCUGCCUCCCAAGUGCUGGGAUUAAAGGAGUCAGCCACCACCGCCCGGCUAUAAGCUUCUUAAUAUGUGUAUAUUUUUAAAAUGUACUUAUUUUGAUUUUAUGUGUGUGGCUCUUCUGCUUGCAUAUAUGUCCAUAUAUCACAUGCAUACAAUACAAGCAGAGACCAGAAGAGGGAAGUCAGAUUCCCUGGGGUUGUGGUGAUACACAGUUGUGAUCUGCCAUGUGGCAACUGGGCUCAAACUCGAGUCCUCUGUAAGAGCAGCCAGUGCUCUGAACCACGGAGCCACCUUUCCAGCACGCACUCACAUGCACGCAUGCACACACGUGCGCGUACACACACAUAUUUACAUUUUUUUAAAUUGGAGCUGUGUUCUAGUGGCCCAGCAUUCCUCGUGGCCUUCCACUGCCUGCCAGGAGAUUAUGAUGUCUUGGGGAUUCUGAUUCCAGAGGUGUGGAAUGAGGGGCUCCCCUUGUUAAGAAACAGCCACACCUUUCUGGUGCUGUGGUUGAGACUAUCAACAGAAUUAGAUUCUGUAGGAAAAUUGCCAUUUCUGUGACAAGGCCUUUAUGAACCAAGCGUUCCUACAAAGCCACAUCCAGCGCCGCCAUACUGAAGACUCUCACCUCGAGUAUAAUACAAAGGCCCAGACCGACAGGCUCCAGAAGGAGAUUGACAUGUUGAAGGAACAGCUGCAGCUCACUAGGUCUCAGCUGGAGUCUGCACAGCACUCUCAUGCAGUUCGCUUCUCUAAGGACUAUGAAAUGCAGAAAUCAAAAGAGGAAGACUUUCUGAAGCUGUUUGACAGAUGGAAAGAGGAGGAGAAGGAGAAGUUACUCGAGGAGAUGGAGAAGGUCAAGGGGAUGUUUAUGAGGGAAUUUAAAGAGUUAACUUCUAAGAACUCAGCAUUAGAAUAUCAGUUGUUAGAAAUACAGAAGUCUAACAUCCAGAUCAAGUCCAACAUAGGCACCUUAAGAGACGUUACUGAGCUGAGAGAAGACCAUCUUCCGUGUCCCCAGGACUUCCAGAACAUGCUACAGCUGCUUGACAGCCAGGCAAGCAAGUGGACAGAUCGAUUUCAAGUUCUCAACGAAGAACACAGCAAGGAAAAGGGGCAGCUCCUGUCCCACAUAGAGAAGCUUCGAAGCUCAAUGAUGAAGGAUUUAAGUGCAGAUAAUGUCUUCUACAAGAGGCGGGUAGAAGAGUUAGGCCAGAAACUGCAGGAGCAGAACGAGCUGAUUAUCAGUCAGAAGCAGCAGAUUAGAGAAUUUGCCAGUAAACCAUACAGCAGCAUCAGCGAGCUGAAAGGGACUCCUUUAACCCGACAAACACUGGAACCUAAAUCGGCUGCACCAACCACACCCAUGACUGCCUCGGCCACACAGAAUCUGGAUGGUGCAUCCAGCCUGACCAUGGUACAUGAGCAAGUGUUCUCUUCACACAUACUGGAACCAAUAGAAGAACUUUCUUCAGAGGAGGAAAAAGGUCGAGAAAAUGAGCAGAAAUUAAAUAAAAAGACGUCCUUAAGGAAACCGUCGAGCACCAGCCCAUCCCCCCAGGAGCUGAGGACUAACCUGGAGCGGGAGCUGGGGAAUAAACUAAGAAGCUUUGGGAUUGGCGCGAACAUCCAAGGUAUUCCGUGCGAGAUCUUGAAUAGAUCGCUUAAAGCCAUGCAAGUUGCCAGACAUGACCUAGCAAAACAAAUGCCUGACAUCCAGCAAAUCCGAGAAUCCCUCGAGCACCAGCUGAUCUGUAAGAUGGAGGAAAAAGUGUCACUCUCUUCAGACAGGCACCAUGUCCCUUCCAUGACCACCUUUCCACCCGAAGAAGUACCCAAGGCAACCCAGCUUCCCCACAAAAGCAGACCGUUGGUCAGACAGAGAACUGUGUUUACUGAUAAAGUGUCUGUCCCAAAACUUAAGAAAAAUACCAAAGAAAGUCAUUUUCUCAGAAGGUUUCCAUCCACCAAGACGCCUCCCUUCAGCUCGGAAGAGGAGCCAGAUGAAGAGGACCUCCUCCAUGCUUACCUCUCCCCAGACUCACUUGCCACCGCUGCCACACAGCCACCUAAAAGCAGCAUGAGUCACUUUGGAAAGAGCGCUGUCAAAAGUGACACGGACUGGACGGAGGGAAGUGAAAUGGAUGACUCGGACUUCUCUCCUAAGCUGACAGGAACCUCCAUUACGAUACAGACUGACACUGUUGAGACCAUGGCUUUACCCCAAGGAAGUGGGAAUAAAGCAGUGCCGGGAAUGAACCCUGCUGACACGGUUAUCAAAAAGGAAUCGUUGCAAGAGUUAAAGUGCACAGAUGCUGAUGACGAGGACUGGGAUAUAUCGUCCUUAGAGGAAGAGAAGUCUCUGGGGAGUAAAAUAGAGCAGAGGGAGCCGCCUCCGGCCAAGCGGGACCCCAGCUGCACCCAGGUGCAGAGGGCCUGGGGCCCAGUGAACCCUCGGGAAUUCAAGGAAGAAGGACUUCAUGAAAACGAACCGAGCACACUCAAGAGCAACUUAGUCACUGUGACUGACUGGAGCGAUGUCCUGGAUGUCUAAGCACGGCCUCGCACAUCGGAAGCCUGUGCCGAGGCCGCCAGCAUCAGUGCAGUCAACAGCCUAUAGGACUCUAAUGCUCUUAGUGUUUCCAACCAUAGCAAGGAAGCCGGUUCUGAACAAGGGUGUCUCUUAUGACACGUAACACAGUGCCGAGAACAAACUGUCAGCUGUCCACUGUGUAAAAACAACGUAUCCUUUAAGUCAUAAAAACUCUUUUCUUCAGUACAGAACUCUCUAGUGUUAAAUGUAUUUUUUUUCGACUAACUUUUAAGUCUUUUUUUUUUUUUGACUGAUAGCAGGCUUCAGUUUGAAUUACUAUAGCUCUUUAAAAUAUAUAUGUACUGUCCCAUUGGUAGUUCUUAUGUUAAAACAAUCCUGUCGUCUCUUCAAACUGAAUUAGCGAACUCAAUGAUCCCAUGAAUGGUAACAGUUAGCUAGGCCCAUGGUAAAUACAUUUCCUUAAAAGUCCCUUUGAUCCCACUGAGCUCUGAGGCCCUGUCAGCAUGCCGUUACUAACGAGUUCUUUUCUGCAGUGUAACCUUCAUCUUGGAUGUUUUAUGAAUAAUGUGCAGCUGUUGUAACUGCCAAUUGAUUCCUGUGAGAUGGUCACUAGAAAAAGAUGAGCCGUUAUUAAGUCACCCACAUGUCAUUUUCCUGUGUUCAGUCCCCAGCCCAUAGUAUAAAAUACCUCAGAACUAAUUUAUAUUCUUGAAUAAUGAUCUUGGCAAUGAUCAGAAAGUUUAUAUAGGAAUUGUUUGGGUUUUUUUUUUCUUUUUAAACUUUUUUCCUUUUUUAAAAAAAUAUUUUUUAUACUUUGUAGAACUAUUAGGACUAUCUCCAAAAACAAAAAAGGAACCUAUUAAUGGCUUGUUGAUUUGGGGUCUCCUGUCAUUCACCUACUGUACCAGUAAAGUCCUCCAUCACACACUGCGACUGUGGCUGCUUAUUAAGAAAACCGCUUGGCUAGCUUUAUAAGAGGGCAAAGCCCUGGCAUCUAACAAACCCUGACCUUGAAAUGUAUCUCUGUGACUAUUGUGGCUACCAUCUAGAAACCUAUGUGUGCCCAUUCCAAACCAUGAAAAAAAAAAUUCUCCCACCUCCCUGCGGGGAGCUGUUGUGUGCAAAUAGGCUCACUUUAUGUGUAAGCUUAUCUAAAAGCUUUAGGAAUCGAGAGUCAGGCCAUGAGUUGUGGGCAGAGAUCAACAGCCUUCCCAUCUCUCACAUCAACAGGUUUUUAUUGUCACUACGGGUUUGGGUAGAAAUCAAGAGUUGUGUUCCAGACUCUGUGUCUACCACAGGUCCCCACCCCCACCCCCAGCCCCCAGGACAGGUAAGGACCUGGCCAAACCCAACAUUUAAAUUCAGUUGGUGUUUGUAGGUCACAAAGCCCAGUCCUUUAACUUAUCCGUGUUUAGGGUUUCCCCUUCUUGUCCUCAUUCAGUUGUUUUAUUCCUUUUCCUUGACAGAGCUUAGGCGGCCCCUCCCUGACCACCAUGCCUUCACACCCCACUCUCUCUACAUUCUCAGUCUAGCUGCUGUCUUCACCAGCUCAUCUGAAGAAAAAAAUCAUUUUAAACGUGUGCCUACACAGCACUGUUCCCACGCUGGUCUGCGGUUCCUAACCUGUCUUUAUGGAAGCAAAAUAUAUGACACUGGAAAAUGUU